GCUGCGUCAGCGAGCCCUAGUGGUGUGGCGGUGGCCAGGCGGGACACGCGCAUACAGGCCUCUGCAUGAGUUACUUCAGACCCACAGCAGCUGGAAGCAACCUGCACACAGCCGCCCCUUCCACCCUCCACGGCAGCCAUGGUGAAGGCGGUGUGUUGUUCCUGAGAUGAUGAUGGUGGUGGUGGCGGCGGCAUGAUUGGUGUGUUUCGUCCACAAGUGAGAUUGGUACCGGGAUUGGAGCACCAGUCAACUAGCCAGACAGACAGACUAGCUAGUGUUCGUUUCCUUGCUCAGCAGGGUUCCGGUUCACGUAGCGGAGGACGGGCGCGGGUUUAGUAAUUCUUCACUUGGCCUUGCAUGCGGUGGAAGCAAAUGGAUGGUGUUGGGUGGAGGAAGUGAGGGCGGGCGGUAUGGGUCGGUAGGGGAGAGUGGAGGACUGAUGGGGGAGAUUCAGUACUGUGGGAGUGGUGGCAACAGCAGGAGUGGCACCAGCAGCAGUGCCAGCAGUGUGGUGGACGACAGCGACCACUGCCACAUGACUCACGACGUGUACCAGCGCCAGCCCUUGCUUGCCAACCACGACUCCUACAUCAACGCCAAUGGGGUUAGUAAAGACGGAGGUGGGGGCAUGGUGAAGAUACCCAUCCCGUCACCACACAGAGAUGAACCAAGAUUUCCUAAAGAAAAAUUCAAAACACUUCUUGCAUUCCUGUUCCUGUUCUCCAACUGGAUCUUCACCACCGCCUCCCUUGCCUUGACUCAUGAGCGGGUGCCCAACUACAAGCCCUUGCCUGAUGUCACGCUGGAUGCCGUCACCACUCAGGAGUGGGGCCUUGACGUGUCCGAGAUCAUCAUCAUGAUCACUGUAUAUCUUUGUGUCAUGGUCCUGCUUUUUCACAAACACAGAUGGAUUCUCUUUCGUCGGGUAUUUUUAAUGAUGGGUCUCCUGUAUUUUUACCGUUCCAUCACCAUGUACGUGACAGUCCUCCCUGUCGCCAACCCUCACUACCCUUGUGCCCCCAAAGCCAACUACACCAGCCCAGUGUUGGUCGCCAAGCGGGUGAUCCAGCUGCUCUCAGGGUUUGGCUUGUCCAUCAAUGGGAAGCACACCUUCUGUGGGGAUUACAUUUAUUCCGGCCACACAGUCUGCCUUGUCCUGGCAUACUUGGUUGUCAGAGAAUACACACCUCGCCGGUGGUGGCUUCUUCACUGGUGCUUUGCGCUGCUGGCGGUGACUGGGGUGGUGAUGGUCCUCAUAGCGCGGGGCCACUACACCGUUGACUGUAUCAUCGCUUACUACAUCACCACACGAAUAUUUUACAUUUAUCACACACUUGCAAAUAAUUCAAGUCUUAAGCAUGAGAGACAUGAGCAAUGUUUUCCAGGAGAGAAGGCUAAUGCAGAUGCCUUCACUCCACAAAAUGCAGCAAGAGCAAUUUCAUCACUCCACAAAAUGCAGCAAGAGCAAUUUCAACUGAGAGUGGUCCAAGCAAUUUCUUUGAGAGGUUAUGGUGGUACCCGCUCUUCUCGCGGUUUGAGCGCAACGUGCAGGGCGUUGUGCCGCGCCAUUACGAGUGGCCGCUGCCCUGGCCCAGGAGGUGGAGCAGCAAAAACCCUCAAAGAACCUCCUAGUCAAAUAUUAAGUAUUGCUAAGCUCACCAAUGAUGCAUUUUAAAGUACUGAAACACUUUUUAAAUUCUCUUACACUUCAUGAAAAUUGAAGUUGCACCAACCAACAAGUUCAGUGACAGAAGUAAGGAAAUAGUGUCAGUGUGGACAGUGUGGAGUGGUGGUGAUGAUACUGGAAUCGUUUCCCCAGCAAGUAUCGAGUUCGAUCAAAAUUUUUAAAAUUAAAGUGAGAAAAAGCAGAAACAAAUAGUGAACAGUUUUUUGGUGGUUUAUUUCAUUUUCCUGUCAGUGUUUUGAGGAGCAACGCUCUAAGUCUGAAUAGACGAACUUUUGCUAUGAAAAUAAAACGUGUAAUAGAACCUGUGUUUUGGGUGUCCAGGGAAAUGACAAAAUAAAAUCUUCCAAAAUAUAAAUUGUUAAUCUGUAACUGAACUGCUUCUAAAGAGAUCUGAUGAAACUUCUUGGGGCAAAUUUGAACCAGUAGAUGUAGAAUACAUAUAUAUACACAUUUAUAUAUAUGUAUAUAUGCAUAUAUUUUUAGAAGAAUCCUGUCACUGAGACGGACCAUACACCUAACAUUUAGUUCUCUCUGCAGUCUAGGAAACCAUUAUCAUUUUCAUAUCAGGUGUUUUUUACCUCAUUGAACAAGUGCAGUAGUGUCCAGAUGUAUAAGCAGCAGCAGCUUAGUGCCAAUGAGAAGUGCAUUUUGUAAGUGACCUGAUCGUCAAACACCAAACACCGCCUGCCGUGGCCUGGGUGGGUGAGGAGUGAGAAGUGCGGACCCUGUAGUACUGAUAAGGCACCUUUAGAUGUAAGACAGUUGGAUUGCCCAUCAGGAUUUGAAUUAUGUGAGAUAUAUUUUUUUAAACCUUUGUCUCCUGUACAAAAGUAUCAUUGUAAGUAACAAAUUUCAAUUUUAAAUAAAUUGAGAAGUUUAAGAACUGAUAGUCAUUUGAUAAAAGAAAUCACCAGUUUGUACACCAGUAUCAGAAAAUAUUUUUGUAAUCAUAUCUUUCUUGCUGAAGGCUUAUUUAUGACAAGUAAAUGGAUGAUGGGUAACAAUGAUUUCAGUAUUCAAUCAAAUCUCACCACAUGCCAUGAAGAGAUCACAUCUACUGAUAAUAAGACCCUUCCUCCAACCAUAAGUAACCAUAGUAGCAUUCAGUAACAAUAUAUAAUCACUUUAUAUUUUGUGCAAGUUCUAUCUAGUCACAAAAGAGUUUGUUGCCAGCCAGCCAAGCCCACAACACUUCAUCUCACAUAAGCCUCUAUGGGCUCUUCUCAAGAAGGCCUUGGGUGUUUCAAGUCAAUCCUAACAUUAGCCUGUCAAUAUAAUCCUGAACAUAGGGAAGUUCUUUAUAUCCGUUCAUCCUUGUGUGUCUUCAACCAAGAGUGGGGACAAUGAUGGUGCUGAGAGGGAAGGUGCAGAGGAUGAAACUCUGCUGGAUGAAAACUUCCACUUUUUGUUGAAUGCCCUUCAGAGGGAGGGAAGGAAGUGUUAAUGUUGUAUAUGGUGACUGUUUCAAUGUGAUAAUAAAUACUCAUUCCACCUCACAAUAUAAUAAUGUAGGUUUUGAAUUGAACAUCUGUACAAUAUUAUAUUUCUUGUAUAUCUUUCUUUGUAUAUUCAGAAGAAACUGUACAAAUUUCAUACCAAGUCUUUUGUAGUGUACUCUGAUGCAAAUUUAUCUUCAAGAAUGUGUAUAUAUAUAGUUCUCUGAAAAUGUCCAAUCUUCCUCUUCAAGAUAUGAGUGUGCUUGAGCAUGACGUGUGUGCAUGUGGUGCAGCAUAGUGAGCUAAUCUGACACGAGGUAAUGCUACAUUUGCAGCAGGUUCAGGUGCACUGACUUCCUCACCACUGACAACUGAAGAGUUUGCCUUCACCAACAAAGAUUACACUGUGUAGGAACUGGCCAGAUCAUCACAUCAGGGAUAUUUUGUCAUGUAGGGAAAACAGUAGAUGACCAACUCUUAGUCUAUGAUGCUCAGAUUGGGUGAAUAUUUUCCAUUCAAAUUUGUAUUCAAUGUUUCUUUGCAACAGGUUAUUGUAGACCUUUUUAUAGUUAAGGUCCAUCUCACCAUUGUUGCAUCCUUGUACCAUUUGGUGGUCCUUGUGUGGAAUCAUUUCAGGCUUUAUAAGUUUCAGGAUAGACAUUGAUUGGAAGGCAUUAUUCAUUGGAAAGCAUUGUAUUGGUGGCCAUAUAAUUAUACUAAUGCUGUUUGUUUCUCAACAUUUUCAUCCAUUACUGAUCUCGGUAUUUGAAAAGCAAGACAAGGGAUGCACAAUAAAGAACUCCAAUACGUGAAUCAAACGACACGAUCAGAAACAAGGUCUCACCUGCCCAUCAUGGCAUCUGGUUAUGCUACUUGCCCUCGGAUGGAAGGCAUUCCUGGUUAACAAUACUAGAUUCAAUGAAUCUCUUGCAAAAUUGUAUGUUAGUUUAUGGUAUUACAUUGUCAGGUUUCUAUUUAUGAUCUUGGUUGUUCAUUACAGAUUGUAUUUGCAACAUUUUGUGCUCCUGUUCUACUGAACAGAGAUGUUAAGAUUUCAGACCUGUAACUGUAACCUUCAGGUGACUUCCAGUUGUGAUCUUCCAAAGGAAAGUGUAACUGUUACAUGCCACUAGUCUACUGAAUUAAAUUGUUGAUAAGAGGCUCUUUUUGCCAUAAUAAAUAUUAAGAUUUAAGAGUGUAAUAGCAAAUCAAGAGAAAAUGUGGACCAUAAACUUACUUCAGCUUUG
Molecule: messenger RNA, 4370 nt
Organism: Portunus trituberculatus (swimming crab)
Lineage: Eukaryota; Metazoa; Arthropoda; Malacostraca; Decapoda; Portunidae
Product: phosphatidylcholine:ceramide cholinephosphotransferase 2-like
Exons: 9
Coding region: 377-1675 (432 amino acids)
Biological process (GO): ceramide biosynthetic process; sphingomyelin biosynthetic process
Cellular component (GO): Golgi membrane; endoplasmic reticulum membrane
Molecular function (GO): sphingomyelin synthase activity; ceramide cholinephosphotransferase activity
Source: RefSeq, a predicted model, not a curated record